CCAGGGGACCGCUGAGACUAAUUCUCUUGGCAAACUUGUGGCCAGCCAAACCUACCAUGCUUCACAUCCCUGUUAUCCUUGGUUACCGCCCAAGAUUGGCUUACAAAAGAGAUGAAAUGUGGUCUGAGGGACGAUAUGACUAUGAAAGACUUCCAAGAGAACGAGCAGCUCCUCGAAGUCACCCCAGUGAUGGCUACCAUAGAGUAGUUAAUAUUGUGCCAAAGAAACCACCACUACUAGACAGACCUGGUGAAGGAAGCUACAAUAGAUAUUACAGUCAUGUUGAUUACCGAGAAUAUGACGAGGGCCGCAGUUUUUCUCAUGAUCGAAGAAGUGGUCCACCUCACAGAGGAGAUGAAUCUGGCUGUAGAUGGACAAGAGAUGAUCAUUCUGGAGGUCGACAGCCCGAAUACAGGGACGUGAGAGAUGGCUUUAGAAGAAAAAGUUUCUACUCUUCCCAUUAUGCAAGAGACCGGUCUCCUCAUAAAAGGGACAAUCCUUUUUUCAGAGAAUCACCUGUAGGCCGAAAGGACUCUCCACACAGCAGGUCUGGCUCCAGUGUCAGCAGUAGAAGCUACUCUCCAGAAAGAAGCAAAACAUAUUCUUUCCAUCAGUCUCAACAUAGAAAGUUCGCGCGUGCUGGUGCCUCCUACAAACGGCAGAAUGAAGGAAAACCAGAAAGAGGUAAAGAGAGGCCUGUCCAGCCUUUGAGAACUUCAAGAGAUACUUCCCCCUCAAGUUCUUCAGCAGUUCCUUCAUCAAAGGUGUUAGACAAGCCCUCUAGGCUAACUGAGAAAGAACUUGCUGAGGCUGCCAACAAGUGGGCUGCCGAAAAGCUAGAGAAGGCAGAUGACAGUAACUUACCUGAGAUUUCUGAGUAUGAGGCGGAAUCCACAGCAUCACUGUUCAUCAACCAGCCAGAAGAACCUGAGUCAAAUGCAACAGAUGGCAUAGAAUUAUUUGAAGACAGUCAGCUAACCAGUCGCUCUAAAGCAAUAGCAUCAAAAACCAAAGAGAUUGAACAGGUUUACCGACAAGACUGUGAAACAUUCGGGAUGGUUGUGAAAAUGCUGAUUGAAAAAGAUCCUUCAUUAGAAAAGUCUAUACAGUUUGCCUUGAGGCAGAAUUUACACGAAAUAGAGUAUCCCCAAUUGAUGUGAUAAAAUUUUCAUUAUCUCAACAUAAAGCCUUGAUGAUCAAUGGGGGAAAGCAGAUAUUGUGAAGCUUUUUGUGAAUUUUAAAGUGCAAAAUAAAUAAAUAAAUAAUUAGAUUGUCUUUUCUCUUAUUUCAAUAGGCUUAAAGUGUUUUGCUAAAAUGUAGCAUUUAUUACUCUUUACUCUUUCCUUAGUAUUCAGUUCACCUGAUCAGCAGCAGGACAGGAGGAAGACUGAGAAUUGAGAAACACUAUUAACUUUGGUGACUUAAGGAGUCUUGAUCUCUGAGAAGGCAGUUAAACAAGAUAAGAGGUGCCUGACAUACAGUGGUGCUCAAUAAUUGUGUGAUUGUGAAUUUGAAUUUCAGAGAAUUGUAGAAUUGGAAGUUUACAUCUUUGUAGUAACUCCUUGAGGACAGGAACUAUAUUGUCUUUGUGUCCUCAUUUCCUAGCACAGUUUGGAACAUUGUAGGUACUCAUAUUUGUUAACUUAAGGUGGCUUCACAAGGGAAGUGACAUUUGACCUGAGUCUUGGAGGAACAGGAUUUAUUCAGACAGAGAAGGGGAAGUGUUGAAGUCCAGGAGGAGGGAACAGUGUGAGGAGGGAAAGGUACAGGCUGGCAUGACUGAAGCUGGUGGGGGAAGAUGAUAGGAGAUGAAGGUAGGAAAAGGUAGGUUGAGAGCAGAACGUGCAGGAUUUUAAAUGGUUGAAGUUUUACCCUUUCUCUCUUACUUAAGAAUGCAGUGUGAAAAGAUUACCUAUGUAUUAUUCUUGCCAAAAAUGUUGAUUUCUUGUAGUUCCUCAGCCACUUCCUAGCCCUGAGCCAGUUCACAGACCCAGAACCUCUUGAAGGAAGGGGAGGCUAGAUCCCAUUAAGGAAGGACUCUGCUACACUGCCAAAAUGAAUACUGAUUUCAGCUUUACUUUAGAGUUUCCUUCAGGGGAUCCUAAGUGCCAAGGAAAGCUCUGACAGUUCUUUGGCUACAACUUUGGAGAUGGUGACUCGGUCAUCCCUGAAGUGUUCAUGGUAGACAGCAUAGAAUGUUGCAGGCAGGCAGCCACCCAGGUGGCUUUACAGCUGUGACACUGCUCAGGCUGGGGCCUGGAGCUCUAUGAGUAAUGGCCACACUCCACUUGCCAGACCAAGGUUUGUGGGUUAUCCAUAGUGUGUUUAUCAUCUUCCUGCCAGUACUCUUGAGAGCACUCAUAUUACCUAAUUCAGUGAAAAAGAAAAAAAGAACUAGUAACUAAGGUACUUAGAAGAAUCUAUUCUCCCAUUUUCCCGUGGUAAUAGAGUUGAAAUUGAGUCACAUGAAUACCUAACUAGGACUACAUUUCCUAUGUCCCCCUUGUAGUUAGAUGUGACCAAGUUCUCUCCUAUAGAAUAUCAGUGGAAGUACCUGCUGCUUCCUGGUCUGGGCCCUUAGGACAGUGGAUGUGUCUCCUCCAUGCUCUCUCUUAGCUCUUCCCACAAGUAGCAGCAACCCAGCCUUGACUGUGCAGACAACAAGGUCCUGGGAGAUAGUGGACCCACAGGAUAGAAGGAGCCUGGAUCCCUAAGUGACCACAUGGAGUACUGAGCUGUUAUGUGAGAGAGGAAUAAAUGUCUUUGUUUCUUAAGCCACAUUAUUGCUUGGUUUCUUGUUACAGUAGUUUACCUUUUGCUCAAACUAAUACCAGUGGCAUUUGAGGAUUAGUUUCACUGAAAUUGGCCCUCAGCAGGCUGCAUCAGUUGUGUGUUUUCCACUGUAAUAAUUGCCCUUGGGUUAAUGGGCACUGACGAUACAAAAGGUUUUGCCAGUCCACUGAGUUGGAGUUUCAAGCUGUGUUUAAAAUUCAUUUGAUGACAGAUACUGUUAAAGCCUUGUGUACAUUUGUAUGACGGUAGAGACCAUCUGAUUCUAUAGCACAUUGUUUUGUGAGCUCUGCUCCCACAGAUUAAUGGUGUUCUGAUGCUAGACCAUUAUCAUUAAAAAUGUAUAAGGUUGUAAAGUUUUUUCCCAAUUUUUAAAAACUUUGUAUUCUACUUCUCUAUGAAUUAGUAGAAUCUGGUAUACCAUAUCGAAUACAGCUUAGAAUAUAGUUUUUUCAGUUUCAAUACACCAGAUAUAGGAUUUUAAGAAGCAACACGUCUUUCAAUUAUUUCACUAUCUGAAUGAGGUUAGAAGCACCAUUCUGGUGUUUUUUGGUUCACAAAACACUCUCACAUGUAAUCCCCGACUGGUAAGGAUUUUAUUCUCAUUUUACAGCCCAGGGCGAGAGAAGUUAUGACUUGUCCAAGGUCAUAUAGCUAGUAUGUGGCAGAGCCUGAGUUUUACCCAAAUCUUCCAACUCUAAGCUCUGUUCCUAGAAGAAGUGAAGUUUGCUGGUCAUUCAGAACAAGGUUCAAGUCCUGACUCCAAUACACACUUGUUUGAUCUUUGGCAAAUUAGUUUUCCAUUGUUGUAUAAUGUAUGUUCGGUUUAUCUGUAGUGUAAAUGUAAUGUAUAAAGUGAAUGACUCUACAGAAAACCUUUGAGAAAAUUCAAAUCCUAGUUCAGAAGAUUUUUCCUGUUUUUCACUUUAUCCUCAGUCGCUAGUAACUUCCAGAUUGGUUCCUAGGACUUCUGACUUGGAGCUAUUUUAGAAAACAUCUUGGAGGUUCGUAAGGAAUGGUUGUAAGAGGGCAAUUGGCCUCAGACUCUUGGGCUGCUGUGCCCAGAUCCAUGGUGGAGCUUGAGAAGAGCCAUUUAAGUGCAGUGAAGCUGGUAGUUCAUCUCUCCUGUUUUAGGAACCAAGAUUAAUUAAACAUAGUUAACACCUUUUCAGUUUUGUUUACAACAUGUUCAGAGAUUCAAAACUAAGAUUGCUGCCAGUAGCAGCCUUCUGAGAUGUUAGAAAAAAAAAAAAACCUUUCCUCAUGGUAAUUUGGGGAAAAUAGCUUGCCUUCCAGAUACUCUAUGCAGUCCCCAAACUGUAUACUUAAUGAAGAUAAAGUCAAUGAGGGAUAUGCACUGAGGAGAUAAUUAUCCCCCAACUUCUUUCUCAUUAUUUAGUUUCAACCUCUUGCCCACUCAGAAUCCCAAGCAUAAAAGAGCUCCAACCUUUAAAGUUCCCGGCUCCCAUCAGCCAUGGUCCUUGGGUGUCAUCUUUUCAGAGAUCCUUGCCAGACAAAUUUGUUGGUAAGUGAAAGAGAAAAGGCAACAUUUGCUGAGUGUGAAGACUUUUCUGUUGACCACCCUAAUAUAUUAGCUCGGUUCAGUUUCCACAGAAUACUGCAGCUGGAAGGAAACCUUUGAGAUGGUCUAACCCUCUCAUUUUACACAAGUGGAAACUGGGUCAGAGCACUUAACUUGCUUGAGUUAAUGAGAGGUGGGUCUCCUAACCCAGAUCUCUGGAGUCCUGGAGUCCCUUGUGCUUUGUAUUACACUGCAAGAUCUUUGUAGUGGAUUUAUUUUAGGUUAGUAAUUGUCUUUUCCAAUGUCAGUUGCUUGGUUUAGUUAUCCAAAAACACAAAAGCCAUUCUCAUUUAAGAGAACUGGUUUCAUAUUCUUAAUGACAUUAUUUACAUUAUCUGAAAUCAGAUGAUUGUGGAGA
Messenger RNA from Trichechus manatus latirostris (Florida manatee), 4730 nucleotides. It is a transcript of the gene PPHLN1, whose product is annotated as periphilin 1. The record is from RefSeq and is a predicted model, not a curated record. The transcript is spliced from 11 exons. Gene Ontology annotation, cellular component: nucleoplasm. Gene Ontology annotation, biological process: negative regulation of gene expression, epigenetic; negative regulation of DNA-templated transcription; protein localization to heterochromatin. Bases 57 to 1160 code for a protein of 367 amino acids. Lineage: Eukaryota; Metazoa; Chordata; Mammalia; Sirenia; Trichechidae.